Dendronephthya gigantea is the source of this 1250-nucleotide messenger RNA. RefSeq lists its product as uncharacterized. The record is from RefSeq and is a predicted model, not a curated record. The transcript is spliced from 2 exons. Lineage: Eukaryota; Metazoa; Cnidaria; Anthozoa; Malacalcyonacea; Nephtheidae. The coding region runs from base 360 to 974 and encodes 204 amino acids.
CAGCCUAACUUACUUUACUUACUUAUUAUAUCUAAUUGAUUCCUUAACUUGAUUACACCUUGAUUUACAUCAAUGAUUAACAUAUAUGAUUGACGAUAGUAUGAACAGGAUGUCGGUUCCAAUUACAAGUAACAAAACGCAUGCACGGUAGAUUGUCUUUAGUCGUUAGUCAGAGAGAGAUAUAGCGAGGACCUAUAUCAGCAAUUGUUUGAAUUCAGAGAUAGCUGUAGAGAUCCACUCUUCAGAAUGUAUUUUAUAUAAUAUAUUACGAAAAAUCUCUACGGCGUAGUCGUGAUCUGUCUUUGGAAACAAGUUCUGAAGAAGUGUAUUCUGCCGCAAUUUGGUUAUAAGACAAGAUCAUGGCGACAGAAGAGGUCCAGAGUGGACAGUUGUAUGAAGGCGAAAAGGCAAGCAACGGAACUGGCGAGUCUGACGCGCAGUUGGCGAGUAAUCUAAAGAAAAAACGAGCGCUACAGCGAGGUAAGGUUACUCGAUCUAUAAAGAGAGUAAGAAAGUUUAUCGAUGAAGGCGCAGAGGCGCGCAAGAAAAUAGAGAAAGAACUAACACAAAUCCGAAAGGACUUUGAGUUGGCGCGUGAAUAUCACGCUGAGCUUUAUAUUUAUGCUGAAGAAAGUCAAACGUCCAAUAUGGACGAUUGGGAAGACGAACUGACAAAUGAUCUAUAUGACAUAGAAGGGGCUGUCGAAGAGUAUAUGCAAUCGGCAGUCGAUCUUUCUAGCGUCAAAGCAAAGUCCUUAAACAACGAACAGAUUCUCCAUCCAUCGAAUAAGGACAAUGUAAGUUAUGUAACAGUAGGAGCCAGCAUGCCUGAGGAAACGCAACCUAGUACUUCCGCCGCGGGAGCAACCCCUGUUGAGAGUGAGGCUGAAAAUAAUGCGAACACUGUUGCAUCUGACGUGUCAAUCCCACUACGCAUGAAACGGGCAACCGUACUUCACAUGAUUUCAAUCUGAAUUCAGAAAGAGAUAUUUCAAUACGUUCGGAAGAGCGAUUGAAUUCAAGUCAACCUGUCAACAGUUCCAAUUAUCUUCCGUCGUCACCUCGGGCAUUUGAUAGUUGGAUAAAUGACCUAACUGAGUUUGAAGAGACUGUUUUACCGAAUACGCUAUCAGAAAUGUCUGUCGCGCAAGCCCUCUAUAAGUUAGAAGCAAGCAAGGACAUCCCGAGCAUUGAGUUAAUCGAAUACAACGGCGACCCGCUUACAUAUGUUGAAUUCAUUGAGCGCUUCA